Molecule: messenger RNA, 4707 nt
Organism: Loxodonta africana (African savanna elephant)
Lineage: Eukaryota; Metazoa; Chordata; Mammalia; Proboscidea; Elephantidae
Gene: SLC23A3
Product: solute carrier family 23 member 3
Exons: 11
Coding region: 1680-3683 (667 amino acids)
Biological process (GO): transmembrane transport
Cellular component (GO): membrane
Molecular function (GO): transmembrane transporter activity
Source: RefSeq, a predicted model, not a curated record
UUUUCAGAAUUUCCCUAUUGUUAGUUGCUGGCUCAUAUUCCAAACAUCACCUGUCCCUGCUGCCAGCACCUUGGGGCCCCAGGAUUGCUCACCUUGAGAUGCCAUGGGUACAGGUGGUGACUAUCAUGCCUGGGAUUGGCCCUUCAGAUGUGAUCCUGAAGCACACCUGGAGAGGGGCCAAAGAGGUGUAUAUCAUCAGAGCUCUGAGAGCUCCUUGAGGGCAAUCCCCAAGACACACUUCUCUCUAUCCUGACUUCCUCGCUGGCAUGGUGUGCCGUAGUAGUCUGCAAUGUUAAGAGAAUUCUAAGGCUGAGUUAUCAGUGGAAGAAGGAAAACAGUUUUCCUGGGCAUUGGACUGAAGGCUAUUUGGAACUGCUAAAGUUGGAGCCCUGGAGGCGCAGUGGUUAAGAGCUGUGGCUGCUAACCAAAACGUUUGAAUCCACCAGCUGCUCCUUGGAAACCCUAUGGGGCAGUUCUACUCUGUCCUACAAGGUCACUAUCAGUCAAAAUCAACUGGGGUUUAAGAUGAUCCACGGCAGGAGGGGUACUGCCCCCUAGGGGGCAUCUUGGAAAUUGAUGGGGUAUCAUUUUGAUUGCCACAAGGGUUUGAGGGGAUGCUACUGGCGUUCAGUUGGCCUGGGCAGGGUGCUAAAACCAAAAACCAAGCCCAUUGUGGUUGGGUGCUAGACGUCCUGCGAUGCCAGGCAUCUCCCUUGAGAGGUCCUUCGGUCACUAUAAGGAAUUCCCAGGACAACUUUCGAAUGACCUGCUGGGUAUCAUGUAUACGAAAAACUUAUUUGUAUUUAUCUGAACCCAGAACUGUCUUCCUUUUUACAUGUAAACAAGAAAUAGCUUUAUGCACAUUUUGAAAAAGACUCAGUUUUCCAGAAAUGCAUCUACACCUAAAUUAAGAGAAAAUGGUACUUUGUUUUUUCUGCACUGCACCAAGAAUUUAUCGUUUUAGAAAAUCACGUUACCAGUGGAAACACUGCUUGUGAUAACUCGGUGGCCAAUAAAACACAGGUUUCCACUGGCAUUUAUAGUUACCACAUUCAUAGUGGUUCUACACUUGGCUGUGGGGAUUGGACUACCUUGUCUUCUGGUUUAGUUGUGCCCACACUUUUAGCUUUUGAAAAAUAUUUUAUUAUAAAUUACUUUCCCUUUGUUUCUCCUUUAUUUGAGAACAUUGUAUGGAGUGGUGGUUGUGGUCAUUAUGUGUAAUAUUGGGUAUAUAUUAUUCUUGAGUUUCAUUUUGAGGCAGUCAAGGGAGUUUGGUUCUGAAAAGGCUGAGAAUGGCAGAUGCAAUAGUGAUGGCUCUAAAUGGUGCUGAGAGGAGAAUACAGUCUACAAAAUCUCCCCAGGUUAUUUCAGUCAGUCUCCUCACCCUCCCAUCCUACUUGCCAGAGCCCAGCCUAGGAGUAGGGGAUCUGGAUGGAGAUUCUUGGGGGAGGGGUCCAGAACUUGGUUCCCCAGUUAAUGGGUGAUGGAGGUUGCACAAGAGCUGGGCAAAGGUGAAAGGGCCCUGUCCUGCUCCAAAUCCCUCAUCCCUUCGCUCCGCUUCGCUGAUAGCCCCACCUCCUCCCCCGCUGCAGGCAGCUAACUCCACCCAAAUUCAAACCUCUUGCUCUCUACUUAACUCUGGCCCAGGGAAGCCAAGACAAGACAGAGGCCAGGGCGGCAUGAGCCGAUCACCCACACGUCCCAACCAACUUCAAUCCGUGGGCUUCCAGGAUGCCUUGGCUCUCCAGCCAUCGUCACCUGCUCCCCAGAGUCCCUCGUCCCCUUCUUGGGCCUCUCUGGGUGGUCCUCCUCCCUGGGGCCUGAGCUGUCUUCUGGCUCUACAGGUAGGAGGCAGAGGUGCAGGAGUUAGUACUGGCCAAAGGGGUGUUUGGUUGGGGGGCAGGUCUGGCAUGAGCGACCCUCUGGAAAUGGUUAUUUCCUGGGAGAGUUGUGUGUCUGAGGACCACCCCACCCCAUUCCUCCCCCUGCAGCAUAUCAUCGUCCUAGCUUCUCUGCUCUGUGUCUCCCACCUGCUCCUCCUCCGCAGUCUGCCCCCAGGAGGACUCUCUUACUCCUAUGCUCAGCUCCUGGCCUCCAGUCUCUUUUCGAGUGGUGUGUCUACUGCCUUGCAAAGUUGGAUGGGCAGCAGGCUGCCUCUUGUCCAGGCCCCAUCCUUGGAGUUCCUUAUCCCUGCUCUGGUGCUGACCAGUCAGAAGCUACCUAUGGCCACCCAGACACCUGGAAACUGUGAGCACAGAGCAAAGGCACGGGCCUCCCUCAUGCUGCGCCUGUGUCAGGGGCCUGACUGUCAAGGCCUGGAGCUCGGGAACACUUCUCUCCGAGAGGUGUCCGGAGCAGUGGUGGUAUCCGGGCUGCUGCAGGGCACACUGGGGCUGUUGGGGGGCCCUGGCCGCUUGUUCUCCCACUGUGGGCCCCUGGUUCUGGCCCCUGGCCUAGUUGUGGCAGGGUUGUCUGCCCACAGGGAGGUGGCCCUGUUCUGUUCCGUUCACUGGGGCCUGGCCUUCCUGCUUAUCUUGCUCAUGGUGGUCUGUUCUCAGCACCUGGGUUCCUGCCGGUUACCACCAUGCCCUUGGAGGCUAGCUUCAGCCUCUCCAACUUGUGCUCACAUCCCUGCCUUCCGGCUCCUCUCGGUGCUGAUCCCUGUGGCCUGUGUGUGGAUCAUCUCUGCUCUUCUGGGUCUCAGCACUAUCCCCCUGGAGCUGUCUGUCCCCAUGGAGGCACCUUGGUUUUGGCUACCUCACCCAGGUGAGUGGGACUGGCCCUUGCUGACGCCCAGGGCUCUGGCUGCAGGCAUUUCCAUGGCGCUGGCAGCCUCCACCAGUUCCCUGAGCUGCUACGCACUGUGUGGCCGGCUUCUGCAUCUGCCUUCACCGCCUCCGCAUGCCUGCAGUCGAGGGCUGAGCCUGGAGGGUCUGGGCAGUGUGCUGGCUGGGCUACUGGGGAGUCCCAUGGGCACCGCAUCCAGCUUCCCCAAUGUGGGCACGUUGAGCCUUACCCAGGCUGGAUCUCGGCGAGUUGCCUACUUGGUGGGGCUGCUCUGCAUGGCGCUCGGACUCUCCCCCAGGCUGGCCCAGCUCCUCACCACCAUCCCGCUUUUUGUGCUUGGUGGGGUUCUGGGGGUGACCCAGGCUGUGGUUCUGUCUACUGGAUUCUCCAGCUUCCACCUGGCUGACAUUGACUCUGGGCGGAAUGUCUUCAUAGUUGGCUUCUCUAUUUUCAUGGCCUUGCUGCUGCCAAGAUGGCUUCGGGAAACCCCCGUCCUCCUCAUCACAGGCUGGAGCUCCUUGGAUGUAUUAUUGCGUUCGCUGCUGACAGAGCCCAUCUUCCUGGCUGGACUCUUGGGCUUCCUCCUAGAGAACACCAUUUCUGGCACACGGCUUGAGAGAGGCCUAGGUCAUGGACUUCCAACUCCUUUUGCUGACCAAGAGGCUUGGAUGCCUCAGAUGUUCAGAGAGAAGGCUGUUCAAGAGUAUGGGCUUCCUCUCCCCAUCCAAAAACUAUGUUCCUGCAUCCCCCAGUCCCUCCGUUGUCUCUGCCAGCUGCCUGAGGAACUUGGACAUGAGGAAGGGGAGCCCUCUGAGCCAGGAGAGACAGCAGACUUGCUGCCUGGCUCUGGGGAGCCUUGCCCGGGGGCUACCAGAGAAGGGCUUAGUUUCCAGUAAUUCCAGGAUGCCUACUUAUAAAAUUUUUCUUUUUUUUACUUUGGUCUGGUUAGUUCAGCUCGUUGGGGAGUCAGCUCCCACACUCUACUUUCUCCUAGGGAGAGGAUGUGUGUGUCUAAUCUGGGCCCAUCUAAGGGUCCCAUUUCCCGCUAGGCAAGUGCCUUUCUUUCUCUUAAUUAGGCCUAACUGUUUCACAUCUUUCUCCCACGGAGCAGCUGGUGGGUUCCAACCACCGACCUUUUGGUGGUUUAGUGGGUUGUGAAUGAAUAAGAUUUUGCCUAGGCAUCACCAAAGCCACUUAAACCCCAGCAUUCGGUUAACCAAUAUUUAUUGAGUACCUUCCAUGUGCAAGGUUCUGGAACUACAGAUAUGAACAUUACAGGGUCUCUACCACCCCAAAAGCACUUUCAGACCUAUGUGAUAACUAAAAUGCAAAGAAGAAGGCAAUCAGUCUGUAAUAAAGAUUAAAACAAUGCUCUUGGAGCAAAGAGGAAGGAACAAUUAAUUCUGAUUGGGGGAAAAUGGAAAAGUCUUUAUAAAAGAAGGACCCUGAAAAAAUGGGUGGGGAGAAUUUUUCAGGCUCAGAGAUCAGCUUGAACAAAACCAUGAGCAGUACAAAGUACUAGGUGAGUUGAGAAGUUUCAAGUUUCUUCGUGGUGAUGGCAUAUGAAUAUACAGAUGAAUGGAGAAAUGAGGCAGGAGAGGCAAAGGGCAAGGUCGGACAGUGGGACUCACGCUUAGGAGACUCCUCUCUUAAACCACUCUAGUGCUGGUGAGGAUCUGAGAUUUAGUGAAGUUCAAUCCCCUCAUUUUAUAGAAAAGAAGCUGGACAGGGACCAGAGGGAAGGGGCUUCAGUUUGUUGACAAAUCCAAACAUGAGACCCGCCCCAUCCUACACCUCAUUCAGUAUUCUUUCUACUUCACUAGCAUGCCUCGAGGAGCGCCGCUACCCCCUCUCUCCUAGCGGGUUGCCCACCCUCUCCUUGUUUUCAGGCCUAGGUGGCCCGCCAGCUCUGAGCUUUCA